UUACUCUUUGCUGAUAUAGCCUAGUGCACUCAACUGUCAUGCACUAUAUAGGGAUUAGAGAAUGAGUGAACAAGUGAGUGAUAUCGGACAGAGCAAGAGAGUCAGCAAUGAGGGUCUAUUCGACUCUGAAUCUAGAGUUAUUCAGAAUCAACUAUUUUGGACUCACUAACUUUUAUGUCUGUUUUCACAACCCCACACCUGUGUUUUUUAUAUGAUUGCUGAGAUCAAUGGACAUGUUGCAGAUCCUCAGUGGUGUUACUGGCAUCUCUUCGCCCAGGUAAAGAUGUCUCAGGUGAAGCAGGUUGGCCUGUUGGCCGCUGGAUGCCAGCCCUGGAACAAAGACGUGUGUGCUGCCAGUGGGGACAGGUUUGCGUAUUGUGCCACGCUUGCCAUAUAUGUGUACCAACUUGAUCACAGAUAUAAUGAAUUUAAGCUGCAAGCAAUCAUGUCUGAACACAAAAAGACAAUCACAGCUAUAUCGUGGUGUCCACUCAACCCUGAGGUGUUUGCCAGUGCUAGCGCUGAUAACCUGCUCAUCAUCUGGAAUGUAGCUGAGCAAAAGGCGGUUACACGGCUUGACAACACCAAAGGUAUCCCAGCUUCUCUAAGCUGGUGCUGGAAUGCAGGUGAUAGCAUUGCGUUUGUAUCCCACCGGGGUCCUCUGUAUAUAUGGACCAUCUCUGGGCCAGACCUAGGAGUCACAGUGCACAAGGAGGCUCACAGUUUCCUCUCAGAUAUCUGCCUGUUCCGCUGGCAUCCACUGAAGAAGGGAAAAGUGGUAUUUGGACACACUGAUGGCAGUUUGUCCAUUUUUCAACCAGGCUCAAAGAAUCAGAAGCAUGUACUGCGUCCCGAGUCAUUAGAAGGCACAGAUGAAGAGGACCCCAUCACAGCUCUAGAGUGGGACCCUCUCAGCACAGACUACCUGCUGGUGGCCAACAUGCACAAUGGCAUCAGACUGCUGGACUCUGAAUCUCUAUCCUGCAUCACAACCUUUAGUUUCCCCAGUGCUGCUGCCUCUGUGCAAUGCCAUAAAAUUUGUGGCGUUUGCUCAUGUCAUGUAAACUUCUUAGUCCUUACUCUAAUUAAUUGAAGUAAGCAGAUUAUUGGUGCACAAGUAAACAUAGUCAAUGUUGUCAUCUCUCUUUUAGCCUUUAGCUCGAAUUCCCCUUCCAAGAAUCACUACACCUCCUCCACUAGCGAGGCUGUGCCUCCACCUACUCUUUCGCAGAACCAGGCCUUCUCCCUCCCACCCGGCCACGCUGUCUGCUGUUUCAUGGAUGGGGGGGUUGGACUAUAUGAUAUGGGCACCAAAAAGUGGGACUUCCUUCGGGAUCUGGGUCAUGUUGAAACCAUCUUUGACUGCAAAUUCAAGCCAGAUGACCCAAACCUUCUAGCUACAGCUUCAUUUGAUGGGACUAUAAAAGUUUGGGAUAUAAACACCUUAACUGCUGUGUACACAUCUCCGGGAAAUGAGGGAGUGGUUUACUCGCUGUCGUGGGCCCCUGGAGACUUGAACUGCAUAGCAGGAGCCACAUCAAGGAACGGUGCCUUCAUUUGGGAUGUAAAAAAAGGAAAAAUAAUCACAAGAUUUAAUGAGCAUGGGAAGAAUGGUAUUUUUUGCGUUGCCUGGAGCCAUAAAGAUUCCAAAAGAAUAGCCACAUGCAGUGGUGAUGGAUUUUGUAUAAUUCGAACCCUUGAUGGCAAAGUGUUGCACAAAUACAAUCAUCCAGCAGCAGUAUUUGGCUGUGAUUGGAGUCAAAAUAACAAAGAUAUGAUUGCCACUGGCUGUGAAGACAAGAAUGUUCGAGUCUAUUAUUUGGCCACCAGUUCAGACCAGCCACUAAAAGUCUUUACAGGUCACACGGCCAAAGUAUUCCAUGUGCGUUGGUCACCUCUCAGAGAGGGCAUACUGUGCAGCGGCUCAGAUGAUGGGACUGUCCGUAUCUGGGAUUAUACCCAAGAUGCCUGCAUUAACGUGCUGAGUGGCCAUACCGCUCCAGUACGGGGUCUCAUGUGGAAUACAGAGAUUCCGUACCUUUUGACCUCUGGGAGCUGGGACUACACCAUCCGUGUCUGGGACACCAGAGACGGCACCUGUCUAGACACUGUAUAUGACCAUGGAGCUGAUGUCUAUGGUCUGACAUGUCACCCCAGCCGUCCGUUCACCAUGGCUUCCUGCUCCAGAGACUCUACGGUCAGACUUUGGUCACUCACUCCUCUAAUUGCUCCCUUAGUGGUCAACAUCCUUACUGACCACAGCUGGGAUGACAUCAUUGGCAACACAGAUCGUGCCAUGGUGCCUGGAGCUCCUCCCCUCCUAUGUGGAAAAAUGUCCAAAGAUAUCAAACAGGAGCUGGAUAAACUCUCUAGUGACGUCCGCAUGAAGAAGCUCAGAUGGUUCUCUGAGUGUUUCUCACCACCAGGUGGGAGUCAUAACCUUUGGGAUCUGGUUGCUGUAAUCAACGGACAGGAUGAUAGUCUUCUUCCACAGAACUAUGGACAGGGCAUCAUGCAUAUGAAACAUCUGGUCCGCUUCAAAACUUCUGAAGCACAGGAGCUAACUAUAGUAAAGAUGUCAAAGUUUGGGGGUGGUAUUGGAGCGCCUAGUAAAGAGGAAAGGCUCAAGAAUGCAGCAGAAAUCCAUAUCAGACUUGGUCAAAUCCAGAGAUACUGUGAGCUUAUGGUGGAACUAGGAGAGUGGGAGAAGGCUCUUUCUGUGGCCCCUGGUGUCUCCAUGAAAUACUGGAAAAAGCUCAUGCAAAGAAGAGCAGACCAGCUUAUGCAAGAAGGCAAUGAUGAUGUCAUCCCGUACUGCAUCGCCACUGGUGAAGUGAAAAAGUUGGUGAAUUUCUUCACUUCUAGAGGUCAGCUGAAAGAAGCUGUGCUGGUGGCUCAGGGUGCUUGUGAGGGCAAUAUCCAUGGUCCUCAGAUCACAUCAACAAACUCAGACAAUGAUAGCAUAGAGAAAUACUGUGGGAUGUUGCACAGAGUGUGUAAAGACCUGGCCGAGUGGUAUUUCCAAGAUGGCCAUGCUGUUUUGGCUGCUUGCUGCCAUCUAGCUGUAGACAACGCAGAAGGCCCGGUGCUGGGAGUCCUUGUCAUCGCAGAUCGCCAGCUUGAUCCAGUUAACUGCCCGGUCGGUUCAGUGCUAGAGUUCUUGCAGGCUAGAUUCUCUGCAGGGUUGACCCACUCCACCCUGAAUGUGUACGUUGUGGCUAUAACUGCUUACCACGCCCCUCUCGGUGGUCAGUCUGUGGGAAGACACCCCCUGGUUGCACGUUUCCUCUGCGUUACGUGGAGGUUGAGGCCUCCCGUACGACCUCAUGUUCCACCAUGGGACCUGGCCUUGGUCCUGGAGGCUCUCUGUAAACCUCCGUUCGAACCUAUUGAGGAGGUUUCAGAUCGAGUUCUGACACUUAAGACUGUCUUCUUGCUAGCCAUCACUUCACUGAAGAGAGUCAGAGAUGUGCAGGCCUUACGUUUGUCCACUUUUCCCCUGUACUUUACUCAUGCUGAAUUGGGUCUUCUACUCCCCAGGGAUCUUGCUGCCAGAUUACUCCAAAUGAUCCCUGAUAAUGAGACCUUGUUAGCCAAACUGUGUGCCUUCUACCCUGGCAGCUCUGCUGAAAUCAACGACCUGCACGAAAAGUGUGGUCUACCGACUUUAGAGGAAUGUAAAGAACUUGCUGAAAGUGCACAUGCAGAGGGAGAAAUCUUUCAAGCAGUAAAGUAUUACCUCCUGAGCCCAGAACCAGAAAAAGCUCUUCCCAUUGGGAUCAUGUAUCUCAAAGAGCAGCUGAGCUCUACUGACUGGACAGUGGACUCUGUGUACCACAUCCUAGACCUGCUGAGCUACAUCAGAACAGACCGUCUUAUUCUUCCAAAGAGUAGUGAAGAACGCAAUGAGUUGCUUAUUCUCUGUGGGUAUAUUGGUGCACUAUUAGCCAUUGGGAGACAGUAUUCAAGGAUAGUGCCAGCACUGUAUGAAUACACAAGUCAGCUGCUGAAGCGGAGAGAAGUGGCUGUGCCAUUGCAGAUAGAGCAGUUGUCCAUAGAGUUGGAUGCCUGGAGAGCCUGCACACAAUCCCUCAAAGUGGCAGAUGACACCUCUUACACUCCACCAUCUGAGGCCCAGAAAACGGAGUACAGCCAGCUGUUGAGUCGAAUGAGAGAGGAGCCCGUCAAGGGCCUAGAGGGUCCCGACUAUGUCACUGGCUCUAACUUGCCCAGCCACUCUGAUGUCCAGAUUUCUUGCUUCACUGGCCUCAGGAUACAGGGUCCAGCAUUCUUCCUAGAAGACGGCAAAUCAGCCAUUUCACUAAAUGAUGCCCUGAUGUGGGCAAAAGUAAACCCUUUCUCUCCGUUGGGGACGGGUAUACGCCUCAACCCCUUCUGAGCACAAAUACAACAAAUGUGAGCAGUAUUCUUGCUGGUCUGGCUCUGGAAAGGCGUCAACAUUCCCGUUUUCUCUCAGAAAGCUUUCAGAAUUGACCACGUUGUUCAAAUCAACAUUAUUUGAGGCUUUGCCAUUCCAUUGUGCUUAUUUCAUUCAGGAUUGCAGCUUAUAUGCAAAGAAUGAGCAAAAGCGAGAGUGCUGAUGUAGUGAAUAUACAGUACACAAGGCCAACAGCACAAUUGUGAUGAUAUUUAUUUUAUACAACAGUUCAGUAAACAAGAAGUUAAUAUCAAGCAAUGCUAAGUAACUUUUUUUUUUUUUUAAAGAAGGCAAAUGGAUUUUGACAAGCAACACAGAGACUGAUUCACUAUAAACAUAGGCAAGCAGAGCGAUAUGUACAGUAAACAAAAACAUGUUAAUUUGAUGCAGGCCAAUCAAAUUAGAGCACCACAGCUAACUGUUGUAUAAAGAGAGAUUUAUGCUAGAUACAGUAAUGAAUGUUACAUCAACAAUGAAUGUUAGCAGGAUAUGUAAUGCCUUUCUUUCUCAUCCUAAAACAUAAGCAGGUUCAGGUAUUUAGGUUUAGAUGUCAUGUUCAGGUCUUAAGGUUGAGAUCUAUAGCCCAAAGAUUGUAAUUCUAGGUGGUACUGUCACUGGUAUUAUGGAGUAUGAGCAUUUUCAUCAUGCAGCCUGAAUGUUCUGUAGAUCUAGACAUUUUUUAAUUCAACACUUACAAGGUAUUCAUCUUUUGAUGUUUGCGUAUUUGAUUUCAUGCUGCUUUGACAUUGAAACAGUUUGAUGUGUCUGUUGUCUGUCACAUAUGAACUGAAUAUAUUUACUGACUAGUGAAUAUACACCUUAUUUUAGUAGAACCAAUUACUAGAUUGAAAUACGAGUUUGAAAUCUCAUAUUGUAACAAUCACUAUUUAAUGUUGCUUCAUUUCAUUCAGGAACUAUUAUGAGUAGGUAUAUAGAGCCGGUCUGAGGCCAGAUGUGUAAUAUUUGUUCAUAGAAUAUGGCAACACUAUUUACUGUUAAAUUCAAAAUAUGUCUAAAUGAACUUGGGCAAUAAGUUUGAGAAACUGCACAUAUAGAGUGAGGAAACAAAACAUUUCUGCUAUUACAUAGCUAUAUGUUUGGAGUGCAUUUCUGAAGUUACAAAAUAAAAGGCAAAAAGUGUCAUUUGUAUUGGUAAAAUCAUCAGUUGCAAUGGCUGUCAUACAUAGCUGACUAUAUACAAUGUUUGGGAGGAAUUCUUUUUGUGAAAUUUCGGUUUUAUGUUAGAAAAUACAGAUAAAGAGACUAUUUUCAUCAAAUUGCACUGUGAAAUGUAUUUAUUUGUAUAUAGUUCUAGAAUUUAUGUCUGAACUCCAAGCUAAAAUGGGUGUACAUAGUAUAUUGAUAUGAUAAUUGUUAAUACACAACAAAGGACAGUUAAAUGUCAUACAGUGGGGCAAAAAAGUAUUU
This is a messenger RNA of Sinocyclocheilus grahami, 5866 nucleotides long. Its product is annotated as WD repeat-containing protein 17-like. The record is from RefSeq and is a predicted model, not a curated record. The transcript is spliced from 28 exons. Gene Ontology annotation, molecular function: protein binding. NCBI's taxonomy places the organism in Eukaryota, Metazoa, Chordata, Actinopteri, Cypriniformes, Cyprinidae.